Molecule: messenger RNA, 4507 nt
Organism: Python bivittatus (Burmese python)
Lineage: Eukaryota; Metazoa; Chordata; Lepidosauria; Squamata; Pythonidae
Source: RefSeq, a predicted model, not a curated record
GAACUCAGGGUUUGUUUGUUUGAUGAUAUUAAUAGUGCUUCUGUGUGUUUUAAUUGCAGGUAAACCAGCUAUAGCUCAUAGAGACUUGAAAUCAAAAAAUAUAUUAGUAAAGAAAAAUGGAACUUGUUGCAUUGCAGAUUUAGGUCUGGCAGUGAGACACGAUUCAGCUACAGAUACAAUAGAUAUUGCACCAAAUCACAGAGUGGGAACAAAAAGGUACAUGGCUCCUGAGGUACUUGAUGAUUCAAUAAACAUGAAGCAUUUUGAAUCUUUCAAAAGAGCAGAUAUUUAUGCAAUGGGACUAGUAUUCUGGGAAAUAGCUCGCCGAUGUUCAGUUGGUGGAAUCCAUGAGGAUUAUCAGUUACCAUAUUAUGACCUUGUCCCUUCUGAUCCUUCAGUUGAGGAAAUGAGGAGAAUUGUUUGUGAACAGAAGCUACGACCCAAUAUUCCAAAUAGAUGGCAAAGCUGUGAGGCAUUACGAGUAAUGGCCAAGAUUAUGCGAGAAUGCUGGUAUGCCAAUGGUGCAGCUAGACUAACAGCUUUACGCAUAAAGAAAACUCUGUCACAACUCAGUCAGCAAGAAGGAAUAAAAAUGUGAUUUUGGAAAUAGUAUUCAAGAAAACAUUUGAAAGUCCAUAUGUGCACCUUCUUGUGCAUUAAGAAUUGUUCUACCUCACGGAGGGAACAGAAGAAUAUUGCUGCCUUUUAUACAGGAUAGGAUAAUCAGUUAUUAGUCCAGGAUUUCUAUAGAUGCAGUAAAUGGUUGUACAGGUUCUUAAUUAUUUUUCGAAGGCCACACUGAUAUCUGUUACAUUGAAAACACAAAGAACAAGCUGGAAAGUGGAACUUGCGCAUGCCAUGCACAGCACUGAAGGACAAUAAGAAAGAUAUGUUCAUGAUGGUACACACUGUAUAUUCCUGUCAAAUUAUUUUGUUUCAUUAUUAAGACACUAUUAUUGAACGCCUUUCAUUGGAACUUACAUAUGUGACCUCAUUUUAUCUGGAACAUACAUACACAAUUUAUGCAAUACUUUGUAUUAUGUUUCUGUCUUUUGCAUCAGAACAUUACUUGCCUUUAAAACCAUUGUACUGUACUAGUUAGUGCCACUUUUGAAUUUUCUUAAUGCAAUUCAUUAGGAUAUACAAAGUCCUUGAUCCUUGUAUAAUGACAGUAAAUCUGCAUUCCUCAAUCUUCUACAUACUUUGGUAUUACCAAAUUCCUGCAUUUCCCAUGCAGCAUUGCCAGGGUUCUGCUGGUUGGGAAUCCUAACUUACAGGAUGGCACCAAGCUGCAUUAAAUAAUAUGAUGAUUGGCUAUAUGAUGAUUUCAUACUCAUGCAUGAAUUUAUUUUUAUCAAAUGCUCUUAUUCACUAGACAAUAGGAACUGAAGUAUACCAAUUAAUUCUGUGCUAUUCCCAUGCUUUAUAUAUCACAAUGAACAGUGGUGUCAAAUAUGGAAUUCUUAAAAAGAGCUUUACUUGUAAAGGAUUUUGAUGUUGUUUUUACAUUUGAUAUGAACACUAACCCGUUAAAAUAAAUCUUACUACUUAAAUAUCAUAUGUCAGAAAAAAUAUUUUUACAUUGUUCUUUCUGUGCAAUGAAAAGUCCUUUGCUAAAAUUUGCUAAAUGCUUUACUGAGGACAAUCCAUGCAGAAAAACAAUGUAUUUAGAAAGUCUUACUGGAUUCAGUCUGUGCAAAAUGGAAAUUUUUCUAGCAUCUAGAUUUGCUGUGUGGAUUUGGUCAACACACAUAGUUUUUAAUGUUGGCUUUCAUUGUACUGAUACCAAACUUUGGAGAAAUGGAGGCAAGUAUAGACAUUUUCUUGCUACCAUCUUUGCUACCAAGAGGUUCAGUAUUGCUCCUUUUGCAUGUCCCAUAGCUCUUCGUGCAAGCCCGUCCCACUUAUAUAUUAAUGUAGUAAUUGGAAAUUUGUAAUACGUUUGCUUUUGUUUCUUUCAGCAUACCUGGGGCAUAUAAACUAUAACAUUUAGAUACCAAUAGAUAUAAUUUCAUGAACUGACAAUAUACUUAUAAUAUAGAAUAUAAAAAAACUAUGCAGAGUCAUUUGAUAUAUUUUAAGUGUGCCUUUGUAAAUUUUAAGUUUUGCACACUACAUUACUAAUCAUAACUAAUAUUGUAAAACAGUUAAUUUAUAAAUCAAAAGUUACUAUAGUUUUAAAACCAGUAUGAAUAAAGAUUAAAACAUGAUAUCAACUUAAGUUUGCCUUUAUGCAAUUUGCAUAUGAAAUAAAAGUUAAGACCUUUACAGUAAUUUUAAAGGGAUGAAGUAAACUAUAUAGCAGUGAUGAGCUUUUUUUAAACCAUUUUUUUAAAGAUUUAUUUCAUUAUGAAAAACAGUGGAGUACACUGCGAAGUAACCCAAAACAGCUGUACACUUAAAGGCAUUCGUGUGAGCUUGACCAGUAGGGAUUUGAGUUUUUGUGGAAGCUUUUUAUAGAAAGCUUUCCUUUUUUUUUCUUCUACCCUUUUGGUAACACUCGAAUAGGACUAGAUAAUUUAUUCUCUUCCCAUUUUGUCUUUUUUGAUUCCCUAAGGCAGUCUCUGUAAAGCACCCUUCUAAUUGUUCCCCUUUCUUCAAGCAGAGGAUAGAAAAGGUGUCAGUAGCAGGAGAGGAGGAAAUGAAGAUGCUUUUCUUCACUCUUCUUUCAUCCUUCCAAUGCAUAACAGAGUACCUCAGGGUUGUAAGCAGUGGCAUUAGGGGACUGCCAUUUUCUCAAGGCUUACUGUGCCAUUCCUUCAUGAGAACUAGUUUUACUCAGAUAUACUCUGGGCCCAGAGCAAGAGGAGGGAAAAAGGAUGGAAAUUAUCUGGCAGCUGCUGCGGCUGCUGCGGCUGCUGCUGCGGCUGUUUUUCCUGUUCCUCAAUUUUAAGGUAAAAUUGCCAAGGAGAGAACAUGUGCUCUAUCCAUUGGAAAAGAAAUAUAUAAUGGUGGCUUGAACAGAAGACAGAGAAGCCUUUUCCAUCCCCAUCCUGGUCAAAGCUAAAAUGCAGAUGGUGACAGUGAGAGUUUGUUCCUUUUUGGCAAUAUUUUAAGAGUCCUAGAAACUGGUCCCCAACUUCAGCUUAGAUAAACAUUCACAACUUUUCUAAUACAAUUCUCUAAAUAACUAGCUUGAUCGGCUUCUUUUGAAAUAUGAUAAUCUUUUGUUCUUAAGAGUCCAAGGGACCAAAAUAGUUCAGCAUUCAAACAUUUUUAUAUGGUGAAGAUAAUACUGAAACAAUUUUCUCAUCAUACUGAUGUGGAGGAUAAUAUGCAGGUUUGGCCAUCUUUUCAGACACUGGUAACCAGACAAUGACAGUUAAAAAUGGUGGAAAACGUACAAAAUUGUCAACUCUCAAGGGAUUUUAACAGUCCCAUAAAGCCCAAUAAGGCUUUACAACAUAUUGUGUGUUUAUAAUUUUAUUUAUACACACAAAGUUAUAAAAUUAAGACAUUCUGUAAAAGACUGACAAGGUUGUAGUUUUGUUGUUUUUAGUAGUAUUUCAAAUUUCGAAUUAUAGUUAUACUGUACUGAUCAUAUCAGAUCUGUAAAAUGCUUAUAAGGAACAAUAGCCCAUAACUAAAAAAUCUCAAGUUUAGGUUAAGACUGAAUUGAAUUAACUUCAAUUCCUUAUAAUAACCUGGAGGAAUAAUAAAAUGCUUAGAAGUUAAGGAUUUUACUAAAUAUUUAAAUUGCUGCCCAUCUUUUAUUAAUCUUUCACAAACCUAUAUUAAAUGGCUGUUCUAAAAAAAUAAUGAAUUGCCAGCUAAGCAUCAUGAAUUCACUUUUUAGUUAGCUUGUUUGUACUGUACUAUUAAAAUGGUUUCAGUAAUAUCUUAAUUAUUUACAUUUUUUAAAAAUUGCUUUAAUCUUAAAUUACCUCAUGAAAAAACAAAGGUACAUUUACCUCUGUGUAUAUAAUAUUUAAUGUUUCUCAGAACAUUAUGAAGGUUGGGUAUUCUAUGUUUCUCUGUGUCUUAAAGUAUGGUAUUGUUCUGAUCAAUCUGCAACAUUGCUGGUAUUAAUUAGCUCUGAUCCAAAGCGUUCUCUGUUACUUGGAGUUCUUGUUAAGACAGGCUCUUUUGUUGGCUUCCCUAUUGGAAGGCUGCCUAAUAUAUUCUGUGUAGAAGGAUCCAUACAAUGGCCUAAUGCAAAUUUUUAUGGGGCUGUAUGCAUAGACAGAAGUAUCUGCAUAAUUAAAUAGGCAAUGGAUUAGCUGGUUGUCAGAUUUUUGUCCAAAUUGCAUAUUUUUAUUUCUGUUCGAUAGUUUUGGUAAAUAUAUUUGCUCUUUUAUGUUUCCAGAACUAUAUGGUAAAGACAUCCUUAUAGUUUAGUUGAUGCAUUUUGAGAAUAUGUACAAAUGUCAUUUUUAAGCCUUAUAGAAUUAUUCAUUUCUCUAUAUAUUCCUGAUUAUGUAUUUGUAGAGUAUACAAUGGAGAAAUGUAAAUUGUUGGUUAUUGUUAAGUGCUAACACUAAGUUGAAAAUAAAGCAGUGACAUUUUU